This is a messenger RNA of Bemisia tabaci, 3041 nucleotides long. RefSeq lists its product as uncharacterized. NCBI's taxonomy places the organism in Eukaryota, Metazoa, Arthropoda, Insecta, Hemiptera, Aleyrodidae. Gene Ontology annotation, cellular component: extracellular matrix. The record is from RefSeq and is a predicted model, not a curated record.
CGCGGCCGGCCAUUCCACGUUUUCCAAAGAGUGCGGGGCUCGAACCCUCUGUCCGCCGAGGUUGGGGAAGCUGGGGGUGAGCCGGAGAGCGGUAUUAAAUCCAUUAUAACUCGGGAUGAAAAGAGGAAAGUGGCCGGCAGCGGCGGCGACUCCGGCAGACGACCGAAGGGUCAUGGGCUAGCGAGUGGUUAGUGGUGAGUCAGUCAGGUGUAGCUAUCAUCUAGUGCCGGGUGUCUGACCCUGCCUCAUCAUGCUCGUAGGAUAUAGAUCUCGCUCAAAGGUGUAUGCUGGAAUAAUUGCAGCACUCUUGAACAUCCUUUGCAAUUCACUUGCUGAAGAAAAAGUACCAAAUGAACUCGAAAAAUUGACAGAGCAACCGAAUGUUACCAAAACUUUAGACCAGAUUCCUCAAUAUCACUUCCGGUACUACGUGCAGGACGCGAAUUCGGGUGAUUACAAGACGCAGGAGGAGAGACGCGAUGGGGAGCGUGUGCAGGGCUCUUACUCCGUAGCAGAGCCUAACGGAGAUCUUCGGGUGGUGACCUACACGGCAGACAUCAAGAGUGGUUUCAGAGCCGACGUCAAGUUCCAUCCAGGCGCCUCGCCGAUGGCCAACUCCCAUCGACAGACCAAGUCUAACCGGACCGCACACCCUCCUUACCCGCACCGAAACGCCAUGCGAAGCAACUUCACUCCGUCCAAACCGCGCCACGUCCCCACGGCUUCGACCACGCUCCGUUACCAAUCCGUCGGUGACAGUGGGCUCAAGACCCUUGGGCUUCACGAUCUACGGAAGUUAGAGAACAAGCCGCUGGCUAAAGAGCUCGUCGAGAAAGACUCCGUUGUCGUGGAGAUGCACCUCAACGAUGGCACUACCUCUGGGCCGAGUGUCCAAAAACCUGACGAGAAAAAGACCGAUACCGCGACGCCUCAGUCUGACAGUCCGAAACAGCUAUCAACGACAUCUCCAUCCGUGAAGGAGAGCUCGAAACUCGAAAAAUCAUCACCGACGCCAUCCGUAGUAGUAACUUCAAAACCUGAAAAAGCGUCACCAUUAUCACCCGUCGAAGAACCCUCGAAAUUAGAGGAAGCACCACCGAAGCGGUUCACGACCGAAGCAACGCAGACGGUGAAACUACCUGCGGCGGCAUCUACCGCUGAAACUUCGAAACCCGAGUCCAUUAAAAAGGCAAUCAAAGACAAAGUCAGGGUGGAGGUGGAACAAAUCAUUACAUCAACGCUUCACCAACCGAUUUCGGUGAGGGAGGAGAUCCAAAGAGAGGCUGCGUUGGCGGACAAAGAUCUCCGCGGAAUCCAUCGCCCCGUGGAGAGCGAAGCCCGAAGUGCAAGUGCCAAUGACAAAGAGGAACUACACAUUUCAGUGCAUGAGAGCGUUCGUCCAGACGAUCCCCAGAGCCGUGCACAGAAGAAGUAUUCAACAAUCCCACGCCCUCUCCGCUUAGUCGAACAGGUUCCAGCCGGCAACUACCAACUGCAGUCCCUCGCUGAGCCCACACCCAGCUCCAUCGAUAACGGCAACAGUUAUAACAACUACGACCAGCCCGGGUUCGGGAGCAACUACUACUACGACCCCACUCUGGCGGCGGCUGUGAGCAACUACUACCCAGGGUCGGGUGUGACGCAUCUCAGUGGCAACUCCCUCAAACCGUCGUACGAUGAGAACCCGUAUAUUGGCUACGAGUGGGUUAAGAUGCUCCCGCGAAUGGUCAACACUAACGGCGAAAGUUACAUCGUCAUGGAUCCAGACUAUAAGACUUUCUUCGGCUACCCUCGACCCACGACACUCUUCCACCAACUUACGAAGAACAAAUUCGCGCCCCACGUCAAGCCGCAGGACAACAAAUACGAGCUGAACAAGCCGCAAGAGCCGCCAGCGACGUCACCAGUCAAGGAACCUAUCAUGAAGGCCGUCACCGCGGAGAACUCGCCCAAACAUGACCAGCAGGUGCCGCAGUACUUCCGCAAAGCCCCAGAGAAGGCGGACUCCGGUAAUCUGACACAAAAAAGCCAAGAGGUGCAGGCCAGCCAGCAGAAUCUGACGCAGAAAUAUCUGGAAUCGCUGCAAGCGGCGCCUCAACCGUAUCCGAUGGUGCCGGCUGCGGCGCCCAGCAGCGCGGUGGUCAAGCUGCCAGUCAUCCAGCCGGCCACUAUCAACCCCAUCCCAGCGUAUGCGUGGUCAGCCGGCCCUGUUGCCAUCAAUCCGGCCAUAGCUUUCAUCUUACUCCCUCUCCAGACAGCACAGGAUCCGCCAAUAGCGCCAAUAGUUGUCAACUGAUCACUAAGACUGUCGAGUUUGAGAUAGAGCAUGAGAAAAGCCAUGAGUUUCGAGGCAUUAAGCAUUAAUAUCCAGCCCAUAGCGCCAUACUUAUUCAUUUAAUCACUCUCUUCCACUGAAUCCAAUUAAGAUCUCCUUUUUGGCGUUUAUUUUCUGACUUAAAAGGUGGUACAAUGAAACAAAAUAUCAGAGAGAGUUUUGAAUCUGCAUAUAUUGACGCUCUUAGAACGGGUCGCAUGGAUCUAUAGCGACAGGCAGUUUUCUGAAUAUUGUUAUACAGCCUCAGGUUGAAUAUUUUACUAAAAAUCAUAUCUUAACUUCUUGUCAAUGCUCAAGUGAGCACAAGAAUAUGACCAAAACUGCCUUCCGUGAAAGCAUUUUUGAUUUUGCAACUUAAGUUCCUAAGGUAUGCAUGAUGACUUUUAUUUUUCACCGGAACUUGAUCAGUAAUUCUUAGCAAAUACCUCUGUCGUCCGUCAGGCUUAAGGGUAAGGUUGAACCUUUAAGCUGGUCAAAUGUAGAAGCUUUGGUAUUAAAUUUCAAAAAUUAUAUUAAUCCCAAGACUAGGUCUCAUGACUGAUAUGAUCAACUUACAAGACUGACUUUUUUGUGUUUAUGAUAAGUUUGAUUUUAGUAUAAGUAAAAAAAAAAAAAUUAUAGUACGUCCUGGAAAAACCUUCAAAGAGGGUAAGUGCCAUGUUGCUGAUAUUUUUAAGUGUCAAUAAAUUGAGCAAUUUAUUAGUUA